Alternaria atra is the source of this 1347-nucleotide messenger RNA. RefSeq lists its product as uncharacterized. The coding region runs from base 1 to 1347 and encodes 448 amino acids. The transcript has a single exon. NCBI's taxonomy places the organism in Eukaryota, Fungi, Ascomycota, Dothideomycetes, Pleosporales, Pleosporaceae. The record is from RefSeq and is a predicted model, not a curated record.
AUGGUGAAUGCCAAACAUGUCGCCUUUACAGUCAACAAGCAGACUCCAUUCUUGCAGACUCCAGAUCAAGCCUAUGCGACCGUAAUCAACUGUCGGCGGCCAGGUGGGAAGCGCGCGGGGCUGGCGCACGAGGUGCGAUCUCACAAUGUGCCCUUGGCAAUGGUCGAAGGCAGUCUGAAGCGCAAGCGGGGCGACGAGGGCAGAAAGGACUCUGAGCAGGCGGCAAACCCUGCCAUCUACUUCGGAAACAAUGCGACGACUCCACUCGCUGCGGCACCGGCCCGCCAACAGCUAAAUCAACAGUGGCAGCAGCGCAAGCCGACGAGGUUACGGCGGGGCAAGAUCUUGUCCAAAGGCGUCGACUUGGACUGCUGGUUCAUAAUACUGUCAUAUUCGGACCCUGCGCAGCUCCUGGAAAUGCGUAGCAAGAUUGCCUCAUGCUAUCGGUUUUUGCGGGAUAACCCCAUGCUCUGGAAGCAUAGCAGGGAUUACUACUACGGAAACGACAUGCCGGACCCACCUCCAGGUCUCACGGAGUUCCAGUUCGCCCACCUGCGCCAUGGGCAUGGCUGUAUGGAUUGCGGUGCGCCAAACACUCGCAAGACAUUCUGGGCUUUUCUACGUCGCAUGUGCAAAGACUGCCUCAACAAUCAAGUCGUCAAGGAAUAUGAUGCAAUUGCCCAGCUAAGGGGCCUGAACGGUGAAGACGUUUCCUACAUCCGUGCUGCUCUGCCCAGCGGCAUCUUCGAUUCUUGGGGCAACUUCGUUGGCGUGGGGCCAGCAAGUACGCAUGCUUUGAAGACCAUCUACUUGCGGUCAGAUGUCGACAAACUUGUUGCCGAAUUCCACAAGGAGUCGAGAGAGAGAGCCCCUAAUACAGAAGAGACUGCCACAUGGUGGGCUGAAUGGUUGGCUGCAAAGGCUAAGCAUGUAGAAGAGCGUCAGAUAUUUGCAAAGAAGAUGGAGCAGUGGGAAGAGAUGCAGCGAACGGCUAGGACGUCCGACUACAACGCAAAGAAAUCGCGCCGCAAGAACUUCUUCAAAGAGAAGGCGUUGCAGUUAACUCCGCCCAUCAGUGUUAAAGAGCUAGAGGCUUGCCCGGCCUACAAGCGUGCCAUCACUAUCCCCAAAGACCCCAACAACACAUCUUGGGAUCUUCUCAAGCCCAAAAUCGUCAAGGAAGCAGCCGAGAACGCAGCCAAGAGGAACAUUGAAGAUUCGCGGCCGCCAACAGCAUCCAACUCUGGCAUGUCCACGCCCACCAGCAGCUUAGACGGUUACCCACACACGCAUCCCUAUCUCGGCAUGAUUAUGGGUAUGCCUCCGCACAACGGUCACUUGUAUUGA